This is a messenger RNA of Theobroma cacao (cacao), 1675 nucleotides long. RefSeq names its product Class I glutamine amidotransferase-like superfamily protein (gene DJ1B). Gene Ontology annotation, cellular component: cytoplasm. The record is from RefSeq and is a predicted model, not a curated record. Gene Ontology annotation, biological process: glyoxal metabolic process. NCBI's taxonomy places the organism in Eukaryota, Viridiplantae, Streptophyta, Magnoliopsida, Malvales, Malvaceae.
AACCCCCCAAGCCGAAUGGCAUUAUUACAACUACGCCACUUGACACCUCACUCUCUUCCAUUUACUCCCAAGCUCCGCCAUUUCCAUUUCUCUGCUCUCAAAUUCCCUCGCUUCUCCUUCUCCGCCUCUGCUUCAACCACCAUGGCUAAAAAGGUUUUGGUUCCGAUUGCGAACGGGACGGAGCCGAUGGAAGCUGUGAUUACGAUCGACGUCUUAAGGAGAUCGGGAGCUGACGUGACGGUGGCUUCCGUCGAGAAACAGCUUCCUGUUGACGCUUGCCACGGUGUUAAGAUCGUUGCUGAUGCUCUCGUCGUUGAUUGUACUAACACCAUUUUUGAUCUCAUCGCUCUUCCUGGAGGCAUGCCUGGUGCUACCAACCUUAAAAAUUGUGGAGCUCUUGAAAGUGUUGUGAAGAAGCAGGCUGCAGAUGGGCGGCUUUAUGCUGCUGUUUGUGCUUCACCUGCUGUUGCGCUUGGUUCGUGGGGUCUGUUGAAGGGACUGAAAGCCACCUGUUACCCAUCAUUUAUGGAGCAACUGACAUCUUGUGCAACAGCUGUUGAAUCAAGAGUUCAGCAGGAUGGCAAGGUUGUGACAAGUCGUGGACCUGGCACUACCAUGGAGUUUGCUGUGGCACUAGUGGAGCAAUUGUAUGGCAAAGAGAAGGCUGAUGAAGUUUCUGGGCCAUUGGUGAUGCGUCCGAACCAUGGUGAUGAGUAUACAAUCACUGAGUUGAAUCCCAUGGAAUGGAAACGCAAUAAUAACCCUCAGAUCCUUGUACCAAUUGCUGAUGGCUCAGAAGAAAUGGAAGCAGUUAUAAUCAUUGAUAUCCUGCGUCGAGCGAAGGCAAAUGUUGUGGUGGCCUCUGUUGGAGACAAUCUUGAAAUUCUGGCUUCUAGGAAAGUAAAGUUAGUGGCAGAUAUGCUUCUUGAUGAAGCUGCUAAACUUUCAUAUGACCUAAUAGUCUUGCCGGGUGGACUUGGCGGUGCCCAAGUAUUUGCUAACUCAGAUAAGCUGGUGAACUUGCUAAAGAAGCAGAUGCAAUCAAACAAACCCUAUGGAGCUAUAUGUGCAUCUCCAGCGUUGGUCUUGGAGCCCCAUGGCUUACUCAAGGGCAAAAAGGCCACAGCUUUCCCUGCAAUGUGCAACAAGCUGUCAGAUCAGAGUUUCAUUGACAACAGAGUUGUGGUUGACGGCAACCUCAUUACAAGCAGGGGCCCUGGAACUGCCAUGGAGUUUGCACUAGGAAUCGUGGAGAAGUUUUUUGGACGCCAGAAAGCUUUAGAGCUAGCAAAAGUAAUGCUUUUUGUACGCCAGUAGGCGCUGGUCUGAAUGUUUGUCCUCGGUCCUUGCUACCAUAGAAUAUGCUAUGAGAAGAUACAGGGGAAGGUAAAUUUGCGUUUGAAUGUGAACAUGUCACGUGUGCGGUUAUGUACAACAGUUUGUUGAUAAAUAAAUGAGCUUUGGAAGAGCUCAGCAACAAGACUUAUCAUGUGAUAAUCUAACAUCUUUGAAUCCUUGAUUCCUGCCUGGGUGUACAGGCUGAAUGCUGAAAGAGAAUACGAAGCAGAAAAAUAGAUAGUCACUUGUUUCAUGAACAUGUAAGGGCUGAAACCAUUUUCUUGAUUUUCGUUUGGCAGAAGGUAAUAGUAAGUCUAAUGUAUUAAUUCAUUUUUUA